CGCGGUCGUGGUGCCCGGGAUGCAGGCGGUGUCCCUCCGCGGCCCCCAACGCGCCCCCACCCCCUCUGCAAUGUGCACUGGAGUCUCUCCCGGGACCCUUCCUCCCGGGGCUCCGGGUCCUCGCCUGCCCAGUCUCCAGGACACUUGUGUUUUGGAUCUUUGCCCCUGAUGGAUGCCCGCGUUUGCCCGCGCACAACCAUAGUCGUCGGUGAAAAGGUCCAUCCUUAACAACCUUGGCCUAAGGAAAUUUAUGUCCUUGCACACAGGACCGUGUCUGAGAGUGGAYGAGUGCCGCUGUCCUUCCUGCCGCACCUCUGUCCUGUCCACCACCACUCAAGUGUGUUGUCCACCCCUGGGCUCAGGAGGAUACUUGAAGUCCACGGUCACGUGGCCUCAUGAUGUCAGUGCUUCCUCUGAAUUGCAAGGGAAGAAGCCACCAGAAUGUCUCUUGCCAUUUCUGAAUUUCAUUUCUAAGGAAGGCAUUUCAAGCGCUUUGUCUUGCAAGCCAGACAGCAGCGUUUUCAGCCACCUCAUAACACCUGCACACAUUUGCACAUCCAACGCCAUGAAACUCCUCCUGAAAUUUGUUGGCCCCUCACAGGUUCCUGUGUGAUCCCACGUAUCCCCCAGUUUCCUUUUAGAAAUCCUCCUGAGGCUGGCCUACGGCCUGAUUGCCAUCUCUUCCCACAGUGUGAUGCACCUCCUGGGCUGUGUGUGCUGUGCUAGGCAGGGUGCUCACUCACACUCAGUACUGUGGUGCAAAGCACCAGCAGGACGUUUGGCAGACCAGGAGGCCAACUGAUGGAGAAAGGAGUUCCCAGAGGUGACUGGUGACAAGCCUGCCCUGUGUGGUCUUAGGGGGUGUGUGUUUUACAUGCUGUACCUUUUCUGAAGCACUGUGGGUGAGACACCAUUGUGGACCCUGGAAACGAGCACCUCGCUUAUGCCACAAUACCUUCAUUAAUCAGAAACUGGGCAUUGUUUGAGGAACACCUGCUACUGUCCCUGAGAAGAAGACUGAGGAUCCAGCCACACCAAGCAGUCUAGGGCAGAUUGAUGCUGAAAAUUUCCCCUGCGGUGAGGAUCAGCAGCUGACCACUUUGCCAGUAGCUGAAGCCUGAGCUUCCAGAGCCUGGAUGCCCAGGGGAAGCUGAGGAAGAGGUUGCUGCAGGUAGAGGGUAGAGCCAAGGAGGACUGGGCUUGAGCCCAGGAGCAGCAGAGACAAGAAGGGAGAACCUGAGUCACGGAGGGGAAGCUCACAGUGGGAACAAGAGGCAGCAGGCCGGCCACCCUUCCCAUGGCCUCUAAGCAGGCUGCCGUGAAGGGCAGGGUGGGGAAGCGGAAGCGGGUGGUGCUGACGCUGAAGGAGAAGAUUGACAUCUGCACACGCCUGGAGCGGGGCGAGAGCAGAAAGGCGCUGAUGCAGGAGUACAACGUGGGCAUGUCCACCCUAUACGACAUCAAGGCCCACAAGGCCCAGCUGCUCCGGUUCUUCGCCAAUUCUGACUCCAACCAGGCACUGGAGCAGCGGCGCACGCUGCACACACCCAAGCUGGAGCACCUGGACCGGGUAUUGUAUGAGUGGUUCCUGGUGAAGCGUGCUGAGGGUGUCCCCGUGUCAGGCCCCAUGCUCAUCGAGAAGGCCAAGGACUUCUACGAGCAGAUGCGGCUGACCGAGCCCUGUGUGUUCUCUGGAGGGUGGCUUUGGCGUUUUAAGGCCAGGCAUGGCAUUAAAAAGCUAGAUGCAUCCAGUGAGAAGCAGGUAGCUGACCACCAGGCAGCGGAGCAGUUCUGUGGCUUCUUUAGGAGCCUGACCACUGAGCACRGGCUAUCUCCUGAGCAGGUGUACAGUGCCGAUGAGACCGGUCUUUUCUGGAGGUGCUUGCCAAGUCCCAACCCAGAUGGUGGGACUAUGCCCAGCCUCAAGCAGGGCAAGGACAGACUGACUGUCCUGAUGUGUGCCAAUGCCACAGGUUCCCAUAGAAUCAAGCCCUUGGCCAUCGGGAAAUGCCGUGGCCCCAGGGCUUUCACCGGCAUCCAGCACCUGCCUGUCGCCUACAAGGCCCAGGGUAACGCCUGGGUGGACAAGGAGAUCUUCUCAGAUUGGUUCCACCGCAUCUUUGUCCCCUCGGUCAGAGAACACUUUAGAACCAUAGGUCUGCCGGCAGACAGCAAGGCCAUCCUGUUGCUGGACGACUCCAGGGCCCACCCACAGGAGGCUGCGUUGGCAUCUGAUAACAUCUUCACCAUCUUCUUGCCUGCCAGUGUGACGUCGUUGAUCCAGCCCAUGGAGCAGGGCAUCCGAAGAGACUUCAUGAGGCACUUCAUCAACCCCCCUGGGAGCCUGCAGGGCUUCCACCCGCGGUACAGCAUGAACGAUGCCAUACUCAGCGUGGCCUGUGCCUGGAACGCUGUGCCCAGCCAUGUCUUCAGGAGGGCCUGGAGGAAGCUGUGGCCUGCUGUCAUGUUUGCAGAAGGCUCUUCCGAGGGCGAGGAGGACGAAGAGGCCGAGCCUUGCAGUGCCAAGCCUCAUAACAAGACUUUGGCCCACAUCCUCGAGCUCGUGAGGGAGGGCCCCUUCUGCCCAGGCCACAGGCCUCCGCCCAGUGCAGGGAGGGAGGUGGAGGAGGCACCCGCUGCUAUGCUGCUGGCUGAGGCUGACGGGAAUGCAGACCGGGUGGAGAGAGACGCUGGGGAGGACUCUGCGGCCGAGGUGGCCUGGGAGCAGGCGGCCGCAGCCUUUGAGGCGAUUGUGCACUUCGCGGAGCAGCAGCCCUGCUUCAGCACGCAGGAGGUGGGGCAGCUGCACGCGCUGCACUCUGCCUUCAGGAGGCGGCUGCAGCUGAGGCAGCAGCCCGUCGCCCUGAGGGCCAUGGUGAAGCUUGAGGCCCUCCAGGAUCACCCGGGCAGGUGCAGGGCCACAGCCCACUCCCCACUGCCCUGCUCAUCCACAGCCAGUGAUAACUGAUGGCUGUCAUCACACCCAUUUGACCCCUAGGACCUGGGGUCAGUCCUGGGACACAGACUACCCGCUGGGUGGGAGAGCAUGCUCAAAGAGAGCUUAAGCGCUCCCCCAGGGGGUGGUGCCCCCAGCACAUUGUCUCCAUUWCUCAGAAGGACCCAGGCCUGUGUGUUUUGGCUGAUUGAAACCUGUGUCGUGUGCUACGUCCUGUGAAUGGGAGGGGACCCUCUGGAAGAGCCCAUGCUACCUUAAGCACACCCARGCCUCCUCUGUUGAGACUGGGGGCCAGGCUGGGUGAAUUCCGAAUCAUCUGUUGCCUGGCAAACCUUGCUGUGUUGGAUAGUGGUGUGUCUGUCCUGGCAGAGAAGAGCGCUGUGCUAGCCCACAGGGGCAGCACCUCCUGCCCCAGGGAGGCUGGGUAGGCUGGGCUGGCAGUAGUCAUGUGCUGGGUGGACCCCAAGUCGAGUGUGAGGGCAGGGACUCAGUUCCUGACCUCAAGUGCCCUCGGGCCACACGUCUCCCCAUUGGCACAGCCACUGUCAUGCUCAGCAGAAGAGCCUGCCCUUCAGGCCCAGGCAGGCCCUCUUGUCACCCCCAGGGACCCUGGACUGUUGUUUUUAGCAUUUGGCUCAGAGACCACUACAAAGUCGGUAUUCCAUGCUCCCAGACUUUCAGUUAGAGCCCUAAUGGACAAGCCGCCAUCAGGAGUUCAGAGACUAGUCUUAGGUUUGCACACGGCCACUGAGGACAGUGACACAGGCCCCAGCAGCGUGGAAGCUUUCGUCCUUGCUGUUUCCAGGGCAGCAUUGCUCGUGGGGAAGGCCUGUCUGUACCAGUGGGUGUGGGGAGGCCGACCCUAGGACGCGGUCAUUUCCUCGGCCUUAGUAGCCCUCUGUGGCUUUACSUCUAGCAGCACCACGCUUCCUGGCUGUGACUCCAGAGGCCCUGUCCACCACGUUAGCUGCGUUGUGGCUAUGAAAUUGGUGUUUUUCCGAGCUCACUCCUUUGCCCUUGAGCUCCAUUCCUUCUUGGAUUCGCAUCCUGGCAGCUGAGUUGGCACGUGGUUUCAUUCCCACUUCAGGUAUUCCAUCAAGAGACGCGCUGCUACGAUCCUGAGAGCCAAGGGGCUUACAGGGAGGUUUGUGGUUCUGGUCUGUCCAGACGCUGAGGCCGUAGUGACGUUGAUAUAGCGCUGUGUUGUAGAAUGUGUGUUUCUUUGAAGCAUGUGGGAAGAUCAUAAAAACCAGAUAGUUUUUGAAGUUUCGUUGCGGAUUCUUGGGGCUCUGUGGCCUCGUGUUGUGUUGCCGUCGUGCUCUGCUUCGUGCCUGUGGAGGGCGCCUGUGUGUCUGCGUCAUGCCGUUGCUGGCUCACAGCGGAGGCCUGUGUUGCAGCUGCCUGGGGUUCUGCAGGGUGGAGGGCGGGCGUCACACCYGUUGCUGGCAGAGCCAAAUCUUGGACCUACCAAGCGGAUGUGCACCCUGCUGGCAGC
Messenger RNA from Urocitellus parryii (Arctic ground squirrel), 4451 nucleotides. It is a transcript of the gene Jrk, whose product is annotated as Jrk helix-turn-helix protein. Lineage: Eukaryota; Metazoa; Chordata; Mammalia; Rodentia; Sciuridae. The record is from RefSeq and is a predicted model, not a curated record. Gene Ontology annotation, cellular component: nucleus. Gene Ontology annotation, molecular function: DNA binding.